AUGGAUGUUGAUUCUGAACGGGUGGUUUGGGUGAGAGUUUAUGGUGUCCCUUGCCAUGUGUGGGGAACUGAUUUCUUUGAAACGCUGGCCAAUCAACUUGGUUCUUUUAUUUGUGUAGAUGAUAAUAUUGUGUCUGGUGAUAAUAUGGAUAUUGCAAGAGUCAUGAUAAGGGUCGCUUUUAACUUUGUUCUAAAUAACUUUAUGGAGGUUGCUAUCGAUGGGGAGGUUUUCAAUUUGGUUUUUCGUGAAGACACCUAUGGGCUGGUUAGAAUAGCGGCGAAGAAGGUUUCUUCUCCGAAUCGGUCCUAUAAUUCUUCUUCAAACUCUGAUGUUGUUUCUAAGGCGGAGAACCAUGGGAGUGGAGAGGAGGAAGAUGAUGACUAUGUUGACACGAGUUAUCCAUCGGAUAAUGAGGUAGAGAUCCGAGACAGAAAGAGCGAUGGUGUAGGACAAAUCUUGCACGAGUCAAACGGUAGGGAGGCGGGCGCUUCUUUUGAUAAAGCCAUUCAGAAUAUCUUUGAGAAGAAAAGGACGGAUCUUGACAUAGUUUCUCAUGUCCCUGAAUCAUCUUCUGAUCGUACCUUUUCAGGGUUACCCGUAUCAAAGGAUAAAGCUUUUCCUUUUUCUGUUCAAGGUGGGGCCACGUGUUUUGCUCAUGGUGGUGUUUCUCUCAGAGCGGUUUCAAUAUUAAGCCCACAAGGAAAGUUAACAAAAGGCCCAAACUGUUUGUUCAGGGGCGGUGAAGAGGUUAUUGAAGGCCCAACUCAGGUAUUCCCUCAAAAGUGUUUUCCUACGUUUUCGCUCCUCUCUUCCAGUAGCAGAGGCAAUUCUGGGAUUGGAUUUAUUGAUAAUAUUCCUGGUGAUUCGGAUAUAGUGAGGUGCAAUAUUAGAACUCUUUCUAAUUUUGACAACUCUUGUGAUGAAAAAUUGAGCGAUGCUAUUUCUAAGCUUGGUGUGAUACCCGGUCAGAAAAAGAAGGAAGUUCAUAAUUUUUUUCCAGAAUCUCAUUCUCUGGAGCCUGUAUGGAUGGAAGAAGUCACUGAUGUUAUUGCUAGUAGUUUGUGGGGUUUGAAUGAUGUGGAUUUCUCUUAUUCUAGUUCGGAAGGGGGUGAUUUGAAUGCGGUGAAGAAGCGGAGUGAGAGAAUUGGCCAUUCUAUUAGAAGUAGCAAUGUGGAGUGGAAAGAUUUCUCGGACUUCAUUGUUGAAAGUGGUUUAGUUGAUGUUCCUUGUAAAGGUAAGAAGUUUACUUGGUUUAGUGGGGAUGGUAAAUUAAAGAGUAGAAUUGAUAGAUUUCUUGUCUCCAAUAAUAUCAUUUCGAAGUGGGGUGUGGUUGGUCAAUGGAUAGGAUCGAGGGAUGUUUCCGAUCAUUGUCCGGUUUGGUUGUUGGUUGAUAAAGAGGAUUGGGGCCCAAAACCGUUCAAAGUCAAUAAUGAAUGGUUUAGUCAUAAGUCUUUCUUUUCUUUUGUUGAGGAAGAAUGGAAGAGCUUAUAUGUGCAAGGGAGAGGAGACUUUGUUUUGAAAGAGAAGUUCAGUUUGAUCAAAGAUAGGUUGAAGUGGUGGGAAAAAAAUAUCUUUGGGAAUAUUGAUUUGGAUGUUGAGGAAGGUGUUAGAGUUUUGAAUGAUUCGGAUGAUAGCGAGUAUUGGGGGGGAGGAGGCUCACUUAAAUAUGAUCAAAGCCUCAAAGAGUAUUUGGUUUAA
This is a messenger RNA of Vicia villosa (hairy vetch), 1698 nucleotides long. RefSeq lists its product as uncharacterized. The transcript has 5 exons. NCBI's taxonomy places the organism in Eukaryota, Viridiplantae, Streptophyta, Magnoliopsida, Fabales, Fabaceae. The record is from RefSeq and is a predicted model, not a curated record. The coding region runs from base 1 to 1698 and encodes 565 amino acids.